UCUGGAAUUCCUGGAAUUUGUGCAAUCUCUGGAAUUCCUGGAAUUUCUGCAAUUCCUGGAAUUUGUGCAAUUUGUGGAAUUCCUGGAAUCUUUUCUGAAAUCUCUGGAAUUUCUCUAAUUUCUGGAAUUUGUGCAAUUUCUGACAUCUCUGGAAUUUCUGGAAUUUCUGGAAUCUGUGAAAUUUCUGGAAUUUGCGAAAUUUCUGGAAUUUGUGCAAUUCCUGGAAUUCCUGGAAUUUCUGAAAUCUCUGGAAUUCCUGGA
Messenger RNA from Sturnus vulgaris (Common starling), 261 nucleotides. The record is from RefSeq and is a predicted model, not a curated record. Lineage: Eukaryota; Metazoa; Chordata; Aves; Passeriformes; Sturnidae.